UUUGUUUACCUACACAUGUUGCUGCGUACUCUAAAAUACAUUUUAAUUCAAUCAAGUCGAAAAUUUCAUAGGACAGUGAUGGCAAAGAGUAAAUUCGAGUAUGUUAAGUCAUUUGAGGCAGAUGAUAAAAUUUUACAAAAUUGCUGGAUUGUUGUAAGAAUCGACGGGAAGAACUUUCAUAAAUUUGCUAAUACACAUAAUUUUGAGAAGCCUAAUGACAUAAGGAGCUUGAAUCUUAUGAACUUUGCUGCAGGAUGUGUUAUGAAAGAAUUUAAUGAAAUAAUUAUAGCUUAUGGACAGAGUGAUGAAUACUCUUUUGUGUUUCAUCGAACAGCAAACGUCUACAACAGACGAGCAUCAAAAAUUGUAUCGAAUGUUAACAGCCUCUUUACCUCAUCUUUUGUAUUUUACUGGAACCGAUGGUUUGGUGAUCAAAAACUUCAAUAUCCCCCGUGUUUUGAUGCUAGAUAUGUGUUAUAUCCAACAACAGAAAACUUGAAAGACUAUUUGAGCUGGAGACAAGCUGAUGUUCAUAUUAAUAAUCUUUAUAAUACAUGUUUUUGGAACUUGGUGCUUAAAAAAGGAUUAACAAAUGUGGAAGCAGAAGAAAAGCUUCGAGGAACAGUCUCAAGUGAUAAAAAUGAGUUGCUGUUUAGUGAAUUUGGAAUUAAUUACAACAAAUUACCUGCAAUGUAUAGAAAAGGAACUAUUUUACUAACAAAACAGAUUAAAAUUGACGAAAGUAGGACGAGAAAAAUUGCGAUUCCUAUUUAUGAUGACUUAAUUAAAGAGAAAUUCUGGAAGGAACAUGAUGAACUGUUACUAAGAAAAGCUCCAAAAUAUUAUGAAUUUCCAACUGAUUUACAGCCACUUCCAGACUUAGUUAAAGAGCUUUUAAAUGUUUGA
This is a messenger RNA of Chironomus riparius, 906 nucleotides long. The record is from the annotation of a GenBank genome assembly. NCBI's taxonomy places the organism in Eukaryota, Metazoa, Arthropoda, Insecta, Diptera, Chironomidae.